Molecule: messenger RNA, 2130 nt
Organism: Lineus longissimus
Lineage: Eukaryota; Metazoa; Nemertea; Pilidiophora; Heteronemertea; Lineidae
Exons: 7
Coding region: 125-1378 (417 amino acids)
Source: RefSeq, a predicted model, not a curated record
UUGUGUGCGGGUUUUUUUAUCCCGACCUGGAUAUUCUUCGUAGUUGAAUUUGGUUGAGCUAGUCGGCCACCUCGACAUCAACUUUUGGGCGAAAUAGAUUUAGGAAUACACAAGAGCUGGAACGAUGAGGCUUUCAUUCUUUGUCGUAAUCUUGGCUCUGCUGCCUUUGACAGUUCUAGGCUUAGUGAAAGAAAUCUGUUCGCCACAGAAAACGACGUUAGAGAUAAGAUGUCCCUCCCCGAAUACGAUACUGUUGCAUUCCAUUGAAGUUCAAAGGGACCUCGCCUGCCAAAAACCGCCUGACGAAAGGAAAUGGACGAGAGGAGACCCUUCUUAUCUUUGGAUAUAUUGUAACCUUGCAUACCAAGGGCGGUGUAAGAGGCCGAUCCGCAGAGGUACCUUUGUGAGGGUAAAUUACACGUGUGUUAACUUGGCGACCUUACGAACAUUUGAUUUGUGUUCCAAUUCCCAGAAGCAUGAGAAGACUCCACUCUACUUGCACAGUACAGGGUACACCACGCAUGGCUUGACCAACUUUGAUCGGACUACGAAUUGCACAUGCCGUUUGUCUCCUGCUGGCCUACCAGACCCGCACUCUCUCUACAACUUCACGCUAUCCGUGCACGAUUCCUUGUCGCUUUCAUCUGAUGGACCAAGCCUUAGAUGGGGGAAGAAGCGAGAAAACCACAUCGAAGACAUAGGAGAAUACACUAAAAUCACCCUGACGAACAUUUCAUCCGAUGUGUUUAUUUACUUCAGACCAGAAUCCAGAAAUAAUGGGUGGUUUUGGAUGCACAUCGAUAGUGGAUCCGUUGUCAAGAUCACCUUCAACGUUGCAUGUAACGGUGCACUCGGAUACCCUAUCCCAACACUGGCGACAUCUAAGAUGACGACUACUACGACGACGACGACGACGACAACAACACCGACAACAACACCGACAACAACAACAACAACAAAAACAAAACCUUCACCCUCAUCCUAUCCUCUUCCGGCAACGUCACCGGACUCCGGCUCCAAUUCCCACCUCCCCAACCAGGAAGGACAAGCGGGAGGUUCCGCUCCUGCUGCUGGUGGAUCAGGUAAUGAGCUGAAGAACAUCCUGAUUGGUACCACAACGGUUCCCUGGGUCAUCAUCAUUGUGAUUGUUGUUGCUGGCGUUGUGAUUGUCCUCAGGCGGGUUCGGAAAAGGGAGGGUUCGACGAUGACAAAUAAUCCCACAGCCCAAGAGAUGGGUCACCAGCCAGCUCAGAUGAGUGGAGGAGCUGAAGCAAGGCCAAUAUCAGAGCUCAAUAUCUACGCUACGCCAGACAUCCAUUACAAUGGUGACCUUGGAUUCUCAAACCCCGUUUAUCAGGGUUUAACGUCUAAACAGUAGCCGCAAUUAGCUGGUGGGUUUCGCAACCACCCGAGCCGGCGACGAAAUAGGCGAAGAACGAAAGCCACGAAUUAAGACUCCCCGAAUUCUCGUUUUGGCGAAGAUUCCGGCCAAUUCUCAACCUACUCCUCCUCCUCAGGCAUUAUCUAUUAAUCAUGUAAAUUUUUCUGCUGUCGUAGCGACCAUCCAACAACAGCGACCGAGUGCAAGGACGGUGAUCGCCGAUUCGGCGACUAUUUACAUGUGAUAUUCUAAUGGUGAUAUCCGUUCACUUUUGAAUUUAUCUGUAUCAUAUGAUGUAUCAUAUUGUUUGUAAUACAUUAUUGUUCUGUGUUGAGGAUAUAAACACACGCCUAUUGAAAAAUAGCCACUUCAUAGUGUUCCUGGAAUAUUGUAUUUUUGUGUUCUUUGUUCCUUGUAACACCUGUAGGGAUGGGAUUUUUUGUUCCAGAAUCUCAGAGACUUUAAUAUCAUUUUCUAAUUGAGGAUUUUUCACCCAUCGAAAGACAUCAAGCAUUGGCUAUAUACUCUUGUAUCAAUAUUGUGGAGCUUUUUUCCUUUAAAAUUGUAACCUACAGUUCGAGUAUGAUAGUGUAAAGAGUUUUUAUAGACACUAGUGAUAUAUUUUAGUGUUCAACUGUCAUUUACGCCAGUGUUCUCACCAAUUCAGUGUUAAAAAGCAUCAUUAUAUUCCCAAACACUUAUAGUGUACAUAGUGCUAGUACAUGUUAGUGUUAAUUGUGCCAUAUUCC